This is a messenger RNA of Salvelinus namaycush (lake trout), 4371 nucleotides long. It is a transcript of the gene supt6h, whose product is annotated as SPT6 homolog, histone chaperone and transcription elongation factor. Gene Ontology annotation, cellular component: transcription elongation factor complex. Gene Ontology annotation, molecular function: nucleosome binding; DNA binding; histone binding. The record is from RefSeq and is a predicted model, not a curated record. The transcript is spliced from 30 exons. The coding region runs from base 150 to 4166 and encodes 1338 amino acids. Lineage: Eukaryota; Metazoa; Chordata; Actinopteri; Salmoniformes; Salmonidae. Gene Ontology annotation, biological process: nucleosome organization; transcription elongation by RNA polymerase II; mRNA transcription by RNA polymerase II.
GAAGUUUCCUUACCACCGGAAUUCAACACGCCGCUAUUCAUCAGCCAUUUUUAUUAUUAGAAGCUGUUCGAAAAUAUAGCAUAGCAACAUAUCCUUCUACAUUUCAAGGAUUUAGGUCAAGUAUCGUCGCAGGGAGAAGCCUUGCAGACAUGUCUGACUUCAUCGAUAGCGAGGCUGAGGAGUCGGAGGAGGAGUUUGAAGAGAAAGACCUGAAGCCUAAAAAGACCCAGGCGUUUAUGGAUGAUGAGGAAGAGGAGGAAGAGUUAAACACAGAGGACCAGGAUGAGCACGGGAACCUGAUGGGGCUCAUCGACGAUGAUGUGGAUGAAGAUGAGGAAGAGAAGAAAAGCGGAGGAGCGGGCAGCGGCAGCGACUCAGAGGAUGAAGUCAGACACAGACGCAAGAAACGCAACUAUGACGACUACCUGGAUGAUGAUGAUCUGGACCUUAUUGAGGAGAACUUGGGAGUCAAAGUCAAGAGGAGGAAGAAGAAGUAUGACCGUGUGAAGACUAUGGAUGAUGAUGAAGAUGACGAGAAGGACCAGAUCGCAGACGAGAUCUUCCACAGAGGAGAUGACGAGGACGGAGAGGGGGAGCUGGAGGAGGGAGAGACAGUCGACCCGCCCCUACGUCGCCAUGGUGAACGCCUCGAUGAGGAGGAGGAAGAGGAGGGAGAGGAGGAGUCGGAUAUUGAUGACUUUAUCGUGGACGACGAUGGCCAACCUAUCACCAAGAGGAGAAGCAAGAAGUUCUCAGGAUACACGGACGCAGCCCUCCAGGAAGCUCAGGAGAUCUUCGGCGGCGACUUUGACUUUGCGGAGUUCGACGCCGACGGUGCUUAUGAACAGGGUGAGGAAGAGGAGGAGGACCAGGAUGAAGAGGGCUGGGACCGGCCCAAGAAGCCAACGAAGAGGAGAGUGGGGAGGAAGAGCAUCUUCGAGCUCUACGAGCCCAGCGAGCUGGAGAGUAGUCACAUGACUGACCAGGACAACGAGAUCCGCUCCACAGACAUGCCAGAGAGGUUCCAGCUGCGCUCCAUCCCAGUGAAGCCUGCUGAGGAUGAUGAGUUGGAGGAAGAGGCAGAGUGGAUCUACAGAAACGCUUUCUCAACCCCCACCAUCUCCAUGCAGGAGAGUACAGAUUACCUGGACAGAGGGGCCACAACUAACUUUAGCAGGAAGGGCCCCAGCACCAUCGCCAAGAUUAAGGAGGCCCUCAACUUCAUGAGGAAUCAGCAUUUUGAGGUUCCGUUCAUCGCAUUCUACAGGAAGGAGUACGUGGAACCGGAGCUCAACAUCAACGACCUGUGGAAGGUCUGGCAGUGGGACGAGAAGUGGUGCCAGCUGAAGAGCAGGAAGCAGAACCUGACACGUCUGUUCCGGAGGAUGCAGGGGUACCAGUAUGAGCAGAUCUCUGCCGACCCUGACAAGCCCCUGGCCGACGGCAUCAGACCCCUGGACACUGCUGAUAUGGAGAGACUGAAGGACGUCCAGUCCAUAGAUGAGCUGAGUGAUGUGUAUAGUCACUUCCUUCUGUACUAUGGCCGAGACAUCCCCAAGAUGCAGAACGCAGCCAAGGCCGCCAGCAAGAAGAAGAAGAAGAAGAAGAAGAAGAUUGAGGUCAACGAGGAAGGUGAGGAGGAAGAGGUAGAGGAAGAGGUGGAGGAGGAGGAGGAAGAGAAGGGGCCUGACCUGAAGCUGGCAUCUCGUAGAGACAUGUACAGCAUCUGUCAGAGCGCCGGGCUCGAUGGCCUGGCUAAGAAGUUUGGUCUGACUCCAGAGCAGUUUGGAGAGAAUCUGAGGGACAGCUACCAGCGUCACGAGACAGAGCAGUUCCCUGCCGAGCCUGUAGAGUUGGCUAAAGACUACGUCUGCAGCCAGUUUAACAGCCCCGAGGCGGUGUUGGAGGGGACCCGUUAUAUGGUUGCGAUGCAGAUUGCCAGGGAGCCUCUGGUCAGACACGUCCUCAGACAGACGUUCCAGGAGAGAGCCAAGAUCAACAUCAAGCCCACCAAGAAGGGAAAGAAGGACAUGGACGAGGCCCACUUUGGCUACUCCUUCAAGUAUCUGAAGAACAAGCCGGUGAAGGAGCUGAACGGAGAACAGUUCUUAAAGAUGUGCCAGGCUGAGGAGGAGGGCCUUCUCACCAUAGACAUCUGCAUCGACCUUCUAGGGGUCAAAGGGGUUGCAGGUGACCAGACAUACUUUGAUGAGAUCAAGCAGUUUUACUACAGAGAUGAGUUCAGUCACCAGGUGCAGGAGUGGAACAGACAGAGGACCCUGGCCAUCGAACGCUCCCUCACACAGUUCCUCUACCCUCAGAUGGCCAAGGAACUCAAGAACAAACUCAUCGCGGAGGCCAAGGAAAACAUCAUCAAGCACAAACACACCUUUACCUUCUAUAUAGGUAAGCUGAUCACCAGUGUUGUGACUGGUAUAGCUCACCGGCGCCCCCAGGGGGAGAGUUAUGACCAGGCCAUCAGGAACGACGCUACAGGGCUGUGGCAGUGCCCCUUCUGUCAACAGGACAACUUCCCUGAACUCAGCGAGGUGUGGAACCAUUUUGACAGUGGUUCGUGUCCUGGCCAGGCUAUAGGUGUGAGGGCUCGGAUGGACAACGGUGUCCAGGGCUUCAUCCCCACCAAGUUCCUCAGUGACAAGGUGGUCAAACACCCUGAGGAGAGGGUGAAGGUGGGUAUGACGGUACACUGUCGCAUCAUGAAGAUUGACAUUGAGAAGUUCAACGUGGACCUGACGUGUCGUACGUCUGACCUGAUGGAUAAGAACAACGAGUGGAAGCUCCCUAAAGACAGUUACUACGACUUUGACACGGAGACAGAGGACACCAAGACAGAGGAGGAACGCAAGAAGAAACAGCAGAGAACCACCUAUAUAAAACGUGUGAUUGCCCACCCAUCCUUCCACAACAUCAACUUCAAGCAGGCUGAGAAGAUGAUGGAGUCCAUGGACCAGGGAGAUGUUGUUAUCAGGCCAAGCAGCAAGGGAGAGAACCACCUUACUGUCACCUGGAAGGUAGCUGACGGCAUCUACCAGCACGUUGACGUGAGAGAGGAGGGCAAGGAGAACGCCUUCAGCCUGGGACACACACUCUGGAUCAACACUGAGGAGUUUGAGGAUCUUGAUGAGAUCACAGCUCGUUAUAUUCAGCCAAUGGCAGCGUUCGCUCGUGACCUGCUGGGACACAAGUACUUCCAGGACUGUAACGGAGGGGACAGGAAGAAAAUGGAGGAGUUGUUGAUCAGGUCUAAGAAGGAGAAGCCUACGUUCAUCCCCUACUUUGUCUCAGCCUGUAAAGACCUGCCAGGGAAGUUCAUACUGGGAUACCAGCCUCGUGGCAAACCACGUGUUGAGUAUGUGACCAUCUCUCCUGACGGCUUCCGGUACCGCUCCCAGAUGUUCCCCACCGUUAACGGACUCUUCCGCUGGUUCAAAGACCACUUCCAGGAACCGGUACCAGGCAUCACCCCCAGCAGUAGCAGUCGAACACGGACACCUGCCUCUGUCAACGCUACACCAGCUAACAUCAACAUCGCAGACCUGACGCGAGCGGUCAGCGCUCUCCCACGCAACAUGACCUCUCAGAUGUUCAGUGCCAUCGCCGCGGUGACGGGGCAGGGGCAGGGCCAGAACGCCAACACUACGCCUGCCCAGUGGAACUCCAGCCAAUACGGUUACACCGGGGGCAGCAGUGGGGGCGGGGGAGGCAGCUCCUCAGCCUAUCACGUGUUUGCGACGCCCCAACAGCCGAUGACGACACCCAUGAUGACCCCCAGCUACUCAUACACCACCCCCAGCCAGCAGACCAUGGGUACCCCGCAGUACCCCUCCUCCACCCCCCAGUCCUCCCACGGACACACACAGAGCAGCCACCAGGGCCACAGCAGCCACCAGGGCCACAGCAGUCACCAGGGACCCUCGUCCUCCUCCAGAGGACGCACUCCGCAGCAGCAGCCUAAGUCAAGCGACAGCACGGCGGUGGACUGGGGCAAGGUGGCAGAGCAGUGGCUCCAGGAGAAAGAGGCAGAGAGGAAGAAGCAGAAGACCCCCAGGAUGACCCCGCGACCUUCCCCCAGCCCCAUGAUCCAGAGCACGCCUAUGUCAAUCGCUGGAGACGCCACGCCCCUUCUGGACGAGAUGGACCGAUAGGAGAGGCCGGGGGGGCGACUGUAUACCCCCCUCCCCAAAUAUUCCCCCCCUUACUCUCAACUCAUCCUUCAAUCCGCCUGCCUGUCCCCUCAGACCAGUCCCAUACCAUUCAGAUCCCCCUCUCCUCCCAGCCUACUAAACUAACCCUGCUCCCCCUCUUCUCCCUCUCCUCCCAGCCUACUAAACUAACCCUGCUCCCCCUCUC